This is a messenger RNA of Orbicella faveolata, 747 nucleotides long. RefSeq names its product thyroxine 5-deiodinase-like. Gene Ontology annotation, biological process: thyroid hormone metabolic process. The record is from RefSeq and is a predicted model, not a curated record. Gene Ontology annotation, molecular function: thyroxine 5'-deiodinase activity. NCBI's taxonomy places the organism in Eukaryota, Metazoa, Cnidaria, Anthozoa, Scleractinia, Merulinidae.
AUGUCUGUUUCUGUGGUGCUUCCUUUUUACACGGCAUCGCUGGCCUUGCUGUUGGCGUUCGCCAUCCUGCGGUUUUUAUUCUGUACGCUUGUGUUUCGCAAGCUGGUCGUGAAACUCUUCAUCAAGUUUGCCGGAUGCCAGAUCAGCCAAGAGGUGUACGGCAAUGGUCUGUUUGGAUGGGAGAUGUACAAGGCUGUGACGGAGACAUUGAUGAUAGAUCUUCAGAAAAAAGCCAAGCCCGGUAAAGAAGCCCCCAAUCCCUCCCUCGUGUCUGCCGAUGGUCAAUCUCGAUUACAUCUCUUAGACUUUGCCAAGGAGAGCAGGCCGCUUGUGGUCAAUUUUGGCAGUUGCACGUGUCCUGUGUUCAUGAAGAGAUUGCGCGAGUUUGGCGAGAUCAUGGCGGACUUUGGCGACGUAGCUGACUUCCUAGUGAUUUACAUCUCAGAAGCGCACCCAACGGACGGAUGGGCCUUCAAGACGGCUUUUGACGUGAAACAGCACCGCAGUUUAGAGGAACGGAUUGAGGCGGCCCAGCUGUUGAUGAAUGCGUCCAAGCUGAAGGCACCCUUGAUGGUGGAUUCCACGGAGAACGCAGCGAACUUUGCUUAUGGCGCUCUGCCAAUACGCCUUUACAUCAUUUUGGAUGGGAGAGUGGAGUUCACCGGCGGGAUGGGACCGACAUUUUACAAAACACAAGAGGUCAGAAGGUGGCUGGCGAGAUGGAAAGAAAGUGAAGGCAACGUUUAA